GCCGAUACGCCUGGCUCAGGAGAAAUCCUGAGACACCUGUAGAAUCAAGAUCAAGAUCAAGCCAUGUGUAUAUCAGAUGUGUAAACAACAAACCCAGCCAGAGUGAAAAGAUUUUUCAACUGUAUAAACUAUAAAGUGUGAUUUACCGAAAUGGAGCAGUGGUAGCAGUAGUUAUGGUGGAGGAGGCAUGGUGUAGGUAAAUGCCGUGAUGCGCUCGCGGCGGCCCGUCACUCUUGAGGAAGGCUCGGAUGACGAAUAAGACACUGGGAUAAUGGCUGCUGAUGAAUAUAUACCUUGUUUGAAGUGUGAUGCUUGGGUGCCACAUUAUGCCAAGGAGAUUCACAUGGCAGAGUGUCAUGAGCUCACUCUAAAACAGUUUACUCAUCCAUAUAUUACUGAUUCUUCAUUAUUUGGUCAAGUUACAUUUAUCGGAGGUACUGAACAGUCCAUAGUAGAAACAAAAGAAAAAGAUGGUGAGACUGUGAAAUCUGCACUGAAGAAUAAGAAAAAUUUAAAGAGCAAGCUCAGUGACAGCAAUCAACAAAACAAGACUGAAAAGAUAGGAAAUGAAAGUCAAGCUGCUGAGCCAGAAUGGCUUAAAAAGAUUCUAGCAGCUCUGCACUAUCGGGCAGUUUUAAUGAAUGAGAAAGAUCUAAUUCGUUGCAACAUUACUGCCUACACACCAGUUGAGGUCAAAGCUGGCAGUUUAUCCUGUGGAUUCCUUGCAAUUCCUGAGAGAGUGCGUAUUGGACACUUGUUGCUCCAUCAAGGUUCAUCACAGUAUUUACCAGAACUGGAAAAUCAUGCAUUGAUAUAUGUUAGGAAGAUUGACAGUGUCAGAUAUGUUGAUGAAUUAAAAUUACUAUAUUGCAAAACAUUUACCAAUGAAGAAAAGUUGUACUUUGAAAAGCAAAUGAAGGCCUUUCUGUAUAGCAGUUUUCCACUUGGUGCUCCAUUCACAGUCAAUGUUGGCUGCAAGAUAUACCUACCUUCAUUGCAGCGUAGUGAUACUGUGUUCACUGUUCAAAGUUUUAAACUCUGUGAGUCAUUUUGUGAAGAAGAAACAAGUUGUGAGUAUGUAGCUGAGGAGCAGGAGUCAAUCACUGAAAAGAGUGACACUUUCCCAUCCCAGCUUAUCACAAUUGAUGAAUGUGAAGGUUCUGUCUCAUCAGUAACUGAAAAGGUUUCAAAACUUCAGAUAUCAUAUCCUGCACCACAUUGUAAUAUUCAAUUAGAAAAAACUGCUAAUGUCACAAAUUUUGAAACUAAUAUAUUUACAUCCACACCAAUUAAAUCAAGUUUUGAAGGGAGCCAACAUAAUCAGAAUGUGACCUUCCCUCCUAAGAUAAGUAGCAAAGAUAUUUCAUCCAUUAGUGGACUUGUGUCAGAAACUGUGUCUUACCUUGAUAAAGUCACACCUUGGGUUAGGAUUGGAACAAGUACCAAGAUUAUAUUACAACCAAUGAGUGUCAAGAAAGUUGAUGUGCAUUUGCAUAAAGCAGUUAGUCAGGAAGGAUACUGCAAGGACCAGGUGUAUUGCAGCUUGAAGAAGAUGAUACAGACUGCUCUUAAGGGAUCUUGUAUAACAGACUCUCCACUCCUGGGCCGGUGGAGUGGAGUGCUGCUUUAUGGACCUCCAGGAACAGGGAAGACUCUGAUGGUACAUGAGGUGGCAGCAGAAUUGUCUGUUCCUGUAUUCACAUUAACAUUGGCCACUGUGUCAAAAUCAACCAGAAGUACAAAGGAUUAUGUCCAGUUUAUAUUUGGAACAGCAUGUCAAAGUGCCCCAUCAGUAUUGUUUAUAGAUGAGGUGGAGAGUCUGUGUCCAGCUACUGAUCUCAAGAUGCAAGCAGAUAAAACAUUUAGUUCAUUCAUUCUUCAAGGAAUCCAAAUGUUACAGCAGACUGCGCCAAAACCAGUGUUCCUGGUGGCUGCCACCUGCCAGCCAUCCCAGGUGUCUUCAAAGCUGCGCAGCCCUGGCAGACUUGAGAGGGAACUGAUGGUGCCACUUCCUGAUGCUCAACAGAGGCAGAGAAUAUUUCACCAGUUGAUAUCAACUCAUCACCAUGAUCUCAAUGAAAAUGACAUUGCUAGCAUAGCCAAGAAAGCUUAUGGUUUCUCUGGAGCUGAUCUGAGCGUCCUUAUAAGAUGUGCUUGGCUUGCUUGUGCAAAAAGGAUUCAGGGAAAGGAAUAUCUCAAGUUAUCAAAAGCAGAUGUGUAUGUUGGAAUGCAAAACAUAAUUCCAACCAUGCUGAGGCACACCUACUCUGCAGUUUCAAUGGUCAAAUGGCAUGAUAUUUGUGGUUAUCAAGGCAUCAAAAUGAAGUUACAGAAAAACAUUGGCCUGUAUUCCUCUGAUCCAGAAAAAUACCCUCUGAAAGGAUUGCUUCUGUAUGGCCCUCCAGGGUGUUCCAAGACAAUGUUUGUUCGGGCCUUAGUUCAUGAAACAAGCUACAGUUUCUUUCCUCUCAAGUGUUCUAACCUGCUAUCAAAAUAUGUUGGAGAAACUGAGAAGUUAUUGAGCCAAGUGUUCAUACGAGCCCAGCAGGCAGCCCCCUCAGUGGUGUUCAUGGAUGAGGUGGACAGUCUUUGUGGGGAGCGUGGAGGUGGUGGAAGCUUAGUGUCAGAACUAUUAUCCCUCAUGUCACAAACAGCUGUACAAAGGAAUAUUAUGGUUAUUGGAGCAACAAACAGACCCCAUGCUGUAGAUGAGGCACUCCUGAGACCUGGCUUCCUCGAACAAGUCAUCCAUGUGGACUUGCCAGAUUUUGAGACACGCUGUGAAAUUUGGAGAGGUGUACUUGAGGGAGUUCCACAGGAAGGGAUAUUAGACAUAGCCAAGCUGAGUGAAGCCACAACUGGCUAUUCAGGCGCAGAGAUCACUGCUCUAUACCAGGAGGCAUCAUUUACAGCUCUUGACAGGUAUAUAAAGCUGUGUGACCAGAAUCCAAAGGCACUACUAUCUCAAAGUCCAAUAUCACUGAAUGAAGAUCUGCUGAUGAUGACUAUUGCUUCCAUUCCUCCCAGAACUCCUAUAUCUCUGCUAGACUCAAUAGCAGCUUUUACUAGUCAAAGAAACGAUUGUCUUAGUAGGUAAAAGGAUCAAAUAUAAUUCUAUUAUAUUUGUA
Messenger RNA from Portunus trituberculatus (swimming crab), 3128 nucleotides. Its product is annotated as ATPase family protein 2 homolog. Gene Ontology annotation, molecular function: ATP binding; ATP hydrolysis activity. Bases 272 to 3097 code for a protein of 941 amino acids. The record is from RefSeq and is a predicted model, not a curated record. The transcript is spliced from 15 exons. Lineage: Eukaryota; Metazoa; Arthropoda; Malacostraca; Decapoda; Portunidae.